CAGAAAUAGACUAUAUAAACAAAUGAAUUAUACUGCACAAAACUAUUUUCAGUUUCAUCUCCUGUGAUCUUAGUAACAUUUUGGAGAUGGGAAACAUCUUGCAAUAUUUCCUAAGUGAACCACCAGAACUUGAGGACACUUUAAUAAGUUACGCCUGGAACUCACUGCGAUUAAAAAGUGUCGACACUCUUAUCAUAAAUAAGGUAACCUUAUGGACGAGAAUAUUUGGAUAUACAGAGGAGAAUGGAAUGGAAGUUUACAAAGAAUAUACUCCUUUAGUUAUAGCCUGCAUGUAUAGGGAAUUAAAACUAGCCACUGAACUUAUAAAACUCGGCGCAGACGUAAACUUACAAGUUCGUCCUAGGGAUAUGCAAUUUCCGUCCGAAGAGGGUGUCCCACCGUUGUAUUUUGCAACAAAUGUUGGAGAUGCAGAGAUAGUGAAAUUAUUGUUGAAAUCAGGGGCAAAUGUAAAUGGAUUUCAAGGUCGUCGGCAGUGUGUCGAACUUGAGGAACCCGAGGAAGAAUUGUACAGUAUCUUUGAUCACGUUAGACGAACUUAUUCCCGGUAUAAUAAAGGCUGUUACCGCCCACAACACUUCUUGGAACUUUAUCUUGAGGCCGGGGCAAAGUUGAACACAACGAGAUGGGGACCUUGUCUGUUUUUUGGGAGAGGAAAAGUCUUCAAACCCAUACACGAAACAUCGAGUAUUUCACCUGGUCUUAAUUUCAAAUGUGACAGUGCAAUCCUACUUCUACAGCAUGGUGUGGAUCCAAACAUGUAUAACAUAAGCGAUGUCUGGUUUCAAUUUUCUAGACACACUCGCUAUUCGUGUUUCGGUGGUUGUGUCAAGUUUAGCGUUAUUUUGGAGACGUUUUUGGCGGCUGGGUAUCAUUUCACAAGUGUCGACCACAGCAAUCGAGUCAUCAGAGAAAAACUGAGACGUUUUGGUGUAAAUGUUGCCGAACCAAACAGCUUGAAACAGAUGUGUAGAUCAGCAAUAAGAGAACGUUUAAGGAAGAGGACUAAGGAUACAACGAUAUUUCCAGCCAUUGAUACCUUACAUAUUCCAACAUUAAUGAGGGAUUACUUAAAACUCCGUGAUAUCAUCGACAUCGACAGCUUAGAUGGUCAUUGUCGAGGUGGUCCUGUACAUAAAUAGGUAUAAAUACAAUACAGUAAAACACGGUUAUAGCGAACACGCUUAUAAUGAAUUGACGCUUACAGCAAAGUGAAUUUCAUUCCCCAAGUCUCCAUUUCAUGUUGUAAACUUGGCGGAUAUAACGAAUUACGCUUUUAACAAAGUACGAUUGCCCGUCCCUGGGACUUCGUUAUAAGCGUGUUUUACUGUACUACAAUAAAUACAAAAAUCUCGCAAACUUUUACAAAGCAUUAGAUUUAGGAAGCAUGAUCUCCAUAUGAGUUGUUUAAGUUUACAAAUUUAAAUCCUUUUUUCCAUUAUUAUUUAUUUACAAUGCGUUUCUAAGGUACUUGUUAUGAGUAACCUGAAUUUGAAUGCCAUGAACAACCAGGUACAAUAGAGAUACGAUGCCCACAAACCUUUGUUUUGUAAACUGAGCUUGUAUAAUGUUUUUGGCUACGUCGGUUGUUUACUAAGUAUUAAUAUUCGUUAACACUUCAUUUGAUUUAGAUUUUUUUAUCAUUUGCAAGUUACCUAUCUUUUCAGUUUGAUAGUUUAAUAUUAUCUAAUGUUUUCAAAGUCUCAUUUAUUUUAAAUAUGGAACUUUGUAUCUGGCAACUGUGUUUACAAAACAGGAUGUUUUUAAUAUAACAAAUAGUAUUAUGCUUUGUAUAUUUUGCCUAAAACUUUACAGUAUGACAUUUGAUAGUUUUCUGUCUUUUUAAAUGUAU
Magallana angulata is the source of this 1870-nucleotide messenger RNA. RefSeq lists its product as uncharacterized. Gene Ontology annotation, molecular function: protein binding. The coding region runs from base 87 to 1160 and encodes 357 amino acids. The record is from RefSeq and is a predicted model, not a curated record. Gene Ontology annotation, biological process: intracellular signal transduction. Lineage: Eukaryota; Metazoa; Mollusca; Bivalvia; Ostreida; Ostreidae. The transcript has 6 exons.